Molecule: messenger RNA, 709 nt
Organism: Solanum stenotomum
Lineage: Eukaryota; Viridiplantae; Streptophyta; Magnoliopsida; Solanales; Solanaceae
Product: BTB/POZ domain-containing protein SR1IP1-like
Exons: 2
Coding region: 104-427 (107 amino acids)
Source: RefSeq, a predicted model, not a curated record
GUGACUUCAGUUCUUAGGUUAUUGAAAUCAUUCAUCAGCAAAGAGGCGUGUUUUGUUCCCUUAACUCGAAUAACGAAAAUUACAAGCUUGAUAGAUUUGAGGCAUGUUGUGUUUAGUUAACUCGAAUGAGGAAAAUUACAAGCUUGAUAGAUUUGAACAUAACCGAAGUAGCUCCUCAUCCAUGUCAAAAACCUUCCAAGUGCCUUGCCCUGGUCAGAUUGCUCCCGAGUUUGCUAGGGACUCGUAUGAUUCAAUAUACUAUGCCAAGGUUGUGUAUCUUGAGGUCGAUCGAAGGUUAUCUGAACUCAAAAAGAUGAAAGUAUGUAGUGGGCUGAGCUACGAGAAGCUGUCAUUUGAGGCUUGUAGCCACCUUGCUCGUAAUAAAAAUUUCCCUUCAAAAUCUCCUGGACAAGCUCUCAUCACAUAGCAAGUGAAGCUCUAAAGCUUGCUUCAAAGAAACCAAACAAGUCAGCUCGAUUCUCCUUUUAAUUUCGUGGAGACAGAAAAUUCAAGAAACAAAGAACAGCAGAUCGUGUUAUACGCAGGAAAGUUGGAUCUUUCAAUUGAGAAUGAGAAGCUCAAAGAACAUUUACAAGGUAUGCAAUGGAGAGUGCUAGAAUUGGAAAAAGUUUGUAGGAAAAUACAAAAUCAAAUGGCAAAGAUCUUGAAAUCAAGAGUAUCAAGCCAUAAUAAUGCCAGAUCAUUACCU